AUGCCGGCAGGGCUUUCCUGGCCCGAAGCGGCGGCGCUGGCGCUGCUCGCCUUGGCGCUGCUGAUCACCCUGUGCCGGCACCUGUGGGCGCUCCGCUGGAGCCUCAGCCGGGACCGCACCAGCGCCCUGCCCCUGCCCAAGGGCUCCAUGGGCUGGCCCUUCUUUGGGGAGACCCUGCAAUGGCUACUCCAGGGCUCCCGCUUCCACAGCUCUCGGCGGGAAAGAUACGGCAACGUCUUCAAGACCCACCUACUGGGCCGGCCGGUGGUGCGGGUGACGGGUGCUGAGAAUAUCCGCAAGAUCCUGUUGGGCGAGCACACGCUGGUCAGCACGCAGUGGCCACAGAGCACCCAGAUCAUCCUGGGUUCCCACACCCUGCUUGGCUCCAUCGGAGACCUGCACCGCCAGCGCCGCAAGAUCCUGGCCAGAGUGUUCAGCCGCACUGCCCUGGAGAGCUAUCUGCCACGGAUCCAGAAGGUUGUGAGCUGGGAGCUGCGGGGCUGGUGCAUGGAGCCAGGCUCCAUCGCAGUUUAUUCCUCCGCUAAAACCUUAACUUUCCGCAUUGCAGCUCGGAUUCUUCUGGGACUCCGCCUGGAGGAAAAGCAGUUCAAGGACCUGGCCAAAACAUUUGAACAACUGGUGGAGAACCUCUUCUCCUUACCCCUCAACAUACCCUUCAGCGGGCUGCGCAAGGGAAUCAAAGCACGGGACAUGCUACAUGAGUUUAUGGAGAAGGCUAUACAGGAAAAAUUGCUGAGAAACAACCCAGAAGAUCACAGCGAUGCUCUGGAUUUCAUAAUUAACAGUGCCAAGGAGCAUGGCAAAGAAUUCACCAUGCAGGAGUUAAAGGAGGCAGCAAUUGAGCUCAUAUUUGCUGCUUUUUUUACCACGGCUAGUGCCAGCACCUCUCUGAUCCUUCUGCUGCUGAAGCAUCCCUCAGUGACUGAAAAAAUUAAGCAGGAGCUGAUGUCUCACGGAUUGUACCAGCAGAGUGAGUGCUGUGCUUCAGGACCUUGCUCAGAUACCCUGACAUCCCAGAGUAGGCACAGCAAGAAACCACUUCUCUGCCCCACAGCUGAAAAUGCUCAUGAGGACCAGAGCCUGCCCCUGGGCUCAACAGAGGAAGGUUUGCCUCAGGCCCAUGUCCUGCUGGAUCCCAUCCUGCCCCAAAGCAGUCACUGUGCUUGCCCCCAGCUCCAGGCAUCAUCAGGGCAGAGCUGUCCCUGCCCCACAGACAUCAGCCUGGAGAAGCUGAGCCAGCUGCGCUACCUGGACUGUGUGAUCAAGGAGGUUCUGCGGGUGCUGCCCCCUGUCUCCGGAGGCUACAGGACGGCGCUGCAGACUUUCGAGCUGGAUGGUUACCAGAUCCCCAAAGGCUGGAGUGUCAUGUACAGCAUCCGUGACACCCAUGAGACAGCUGCUGUCUACCAGAGCCCCCCUGAUGACUUUGACCCUGACCGCUUCAGUGCUACCCGGACGGAGGCUGUGGGCCACUUCCACUACAUCCCCUUUGGUGGAGGAGCACGGAGCUGCAUCGGCAAGGAACUGGCACAGACCAUCCUCAAGCUGCUGGCCAUCGAGCUGGUCAGCACUGCCCAUUGGGAACUGGCCACCCCCAGCUACCCCUCUAUGCAGACCGUGCCCAUCGUGCACCCUGUUGAUGAUGGGCUGCAGCUCUACUUCCACCCCUUGCGGCGCAGCCGCAGCAGUGAGGCCUGAGCCAGGGGUACGCUGACCCACUCUGCCCUGGCAUCGAUGCCCCUCCACAGCUGCCAGGGACAGGUCUCUGCUGCAUGGGGUCACUGCAAUGCAAAACCCCACAGUCUUCUUAUUUUUCCCCUCCUGGUGUGCGAGCCAGUAGGGAGAGUCAUGCAGAGUCCUGCUCCUGAGCACCUGGAUGAGCCUCAGCCCCAGCCCCAGCCCCAGCCAGGGGAAAAACCCACUGAAGCUGCUGACAGGGAGCAUCCUCCAUAGGGGCUCAGCCACGCCCUGCCCCACACAUGUCUCCAGCCACCAGGGAUGGGGAGCUAAACUCCCAGCCCCACAGCUAAGGCUCCCAGAGCUAUUCUGUCCCAGGAUUCUCUCCUGUGAGUGUUGUAGCAGAGAGUCACGACAAACAUCCUGCAUGCUGUAGCUUUUUAGAUGUGAAAAGAGGGAAGAUGGGGGAACUCUCAAGGAAAACACAAGCCAGGGCUGCCCGUUCCAUGGCAUCAUCUGUAGCUAGAAUAAUAGAGUGUAAAGUGGUUUUUCUUGUAAAUAUUUAAUCUCAUUCCUGCACUU
This is a messenger RNA of Calypte anna (Anna's hummingbird), 2280 nucleotides long. Its product is annotated as cytochrome P450 26C1. The record is from RefSeq and is a predicted model, not a curated record. Gene Ontology annotation, biological process: sterol metabolic process. Bases 1 to 1719 code for a protein of 572 amino acids. Gene Ontology annotation, molecular function: oxidoreductase activity, acting on paired donors, with incorporation or reduction of molecular oxygen; iron ion binding; monooxygenase activity. The transcript has 6 exons. Lineage: Eukaryota; Metazoa; Chordata; Aves; Apodiformes; Trochilidae.